This is a messenger RNA of Paramecium octaurelia, 267 nucleotides long. The record is from the annotation of a GenBank genome assembly. Lineage: Eukaryota; Ciliophora; Oligohymenophorea; Peniculida; Parameciidae.
AUGAAUUCUGAAGCUGUAUGCUUGAAACUCGCAUCUAAACAUUUUGAUGAAUAAAUAUUUUAAGAAUUAUUAAGUGAAGGCGAUAAAAAUGGAUUAGAAUACGUAAAAUAAGUUUGGGAACCUACAGAAGUAUCAACAUCAGUUUCAAUGGAAUCAUCAGAGAGUUGUGGUUAUGUUAAAAAAAUAAGAUUAUUAAAUCAUAUAAACAAGUAUCUUGAUAGUUCAUUGCAUUCAUCAAUGAUUAAGAGAUUAAGGGAAUUACAAUGA